Molecule: messenger RNA, 531 nt
Organism: Hydra vulgaris (swiftwater hydra)
Lineage: Eukaryota; Metazoa; Cnidaria; Hydrozoa; Anthoathecata; Hydridae
Product: AP-4 complex subunit sigma-1
Biological process (GO): protein transport; vesicle-mediated transport
Cellular component (GO): intracellular membrane-bounded organelle
Source: RefSeq, a predicted model, not a curated record
UCUGUUAUGGUAUAGUAUUUAUAAUGAUAAAAUUUUUAUUGGUUGUAAAUAAGCAAGGACAAACAAGAGUUUCAAAAUAUUAUUGUAAUGAAUUUUUAAAAGAAAAAAGACCAUUGUUUGAAGCUGAGAUUGUUCGAAAGUGUUUUUCUAGAGCUCAACAUCAGUGCUCAUUUAUUGAAUAUCAUAACUUCAAAGUGGUGUACAGAAGAUAUGCAUCAUUAUUUUUUCUGAUAGGAAUAGAUGAUCAAGAGAAUGAACUUGGAAUUUUUGAAUUUAUCCAUAAUUUUGUGCAAGUUUUAGACAAAUAUUUACAAGAAAAAUUUCAAAAAAGUGUUAGUGAACUGGAUAUAAUGUUUAAUCUAGAAGUUGUUCAUAUGAUAUUAGGUGAGAUGAUAUGCAAUGGUUAUAUCAUUGAAACAAAUCAGUCAAGAAUACUUGCACCUAUUUUAGCAGUUGAUAAACUAAACUGAUCAUAAAAUAUUGCAGUGUGGCAUGCAGAUUUACGUUAUGCUAUAAUAAUACCAAUAACCA